This is a messenger RNA of Tachyglossus aculeatus (Australian echidna), 3816 nucleotides long. RefSeq names its product NHL repeat containing 2 (gene NHLRC2). The record is from RefSeq and is a predicted model, not a curated record. The transcript has 11 exons. Gene Ontology annotation, molecular function: protein binding. Bases 1 to 2181 code for a protein of 726 amino acids. Lineage: Eukaryota; Metazoa; Chordata; Mammalia; Monotremata; Tachyglossidae.
AUGGCGGCGGUGGUGGCGGUUGGGCCUGAGGCCUGCAGCCUGUCGAGCCUGUAUCCCGCCCAAACCUCGCUGGAAUACGCCCUGCUCGACGCCGUCACCCUCCAGGAGAAAGACCAUUUGGUCUACCAGUAUCUCCAGAAGGUGGACAGUCGGGAGAGGGACUUAAAAGUCCCCGAGUUUGCGGAAGGAUUAGAAUGGCUGAACACAGAAAGCCCAAUUUAUAUGUACAAAGACCUCUCUGGGAAAGUGGUGGUACUGGAUUUCUUCACCUACUGCUGCAUUAACUGCAUUCACCUGCUGCCUGAUCUCCAUGCACUAGAACAAAAGUUUACUGAUAAAGAUGGCCUUCUUGUUGUUGGAAUCCAUUCGGCUAAGUUUCCAAAUGAAAAAGUUCUGGAUAAUAUUAAAAGUGCAGUUCUUCGCUAUAAUAUCACCCAUCCUGUGGUCAACGAUGCUGAUGCAAGCCUUUGGCAAGCACUCGAAGUGUCCUGCUGGCCAACCUUGGUCAUUCUUGGUCCCCGUGGGAACAUGCUUUUUUCUCUGGCUGGAGAGGGACACAAAGAGAAAUUAUUUUUGUUUACUUCAAUUGCUCUAAGGUACUACAAAGAUAAAGGACAGAUCAAAGAUAAUAAAAUUGGAAUAAAACUCUAUAGAGACUUUUUGCCACCCUCUCCCUUGCUAUUUCCUGGCAAAGUGGCAAUAGACAGGGCAACUGGUAGGCUAGUGAUAGCCGACACUGGACAUCACAGAAUUUUGGUGGUCAAGAAGAAUGGACAAAUCCAGUACAGCAUUGGAGGACCCAACAGUGGAAAAAAAGAUGGAACAUUUUCAGAGUCAGCUUUCAACUCACCACAAGGUGUUGCUAUUAAAAAUAAUAUAAUUUAUGUAGCAGAUACAGAGAAUCAUCUAAUUAGAAAGAUUGACUUGGAAGUUGAGCAGGUAAGCACGGUGGCCGGCAUCGGAGUCCAAGGUACAGACAAAGAAGGUGGAGCCAAGGGAGAGGCCCAGCCGAUCAGUUCACCUUGGGAUGUUGUUUUUGGAACUUCAGAGGACAACAGAGAUUAUAUUCUGUGGAUAGCAAUGGCGGGGACACAUCAAAUCUGGGCACUGCUCUUGGAUAGCGGAGCACUGCCAAAAAGAAGUGAGUUAAAAAAAGGAACCUGUCUUCGGUUUGCGGGGAGUGGAAAUGAAGAGAACCGUAAUAAUGCGUAUCCCCACAAAGCAGGAUUUGCCCAGCCUUCAGGUCUUUCUUUGGCCUCCGGAGAACCGUGGAAUUGCCUGUUCGUAGCAGACAGUGAAAGCAGUACUGUGAGAACCAUCUCGCUGAAAGAUGGAGCGGUGAAACAUCUUGUUGGAGGAGAGAGAGAUCCCAUGAAUUUAUUUGCCUUUGGUGAUAUUGAUGGAGCAGGGAUAAAUGCAAAGCUGCAGCACCCACUUGGAGUAACUUGGGAUGAGAAAGGGAAUUUGCUUUAUGUGGCAGAUUCUUAUAACCACAAGAUUAAAGUUGUGGAUCCCAAAACCAAAAACUGUGCUACUUUAGCAGGAACGGGAGAAGCAAGUAAUGUUAUCGGUUCCAGUCUUACUCUAAGCACUUUUAAUGAACCAGGCGGUUUGUGUAUUGGAGAGGAUGGGCGUUUGCUAUAUAUUGCUGAUACAAAUAAUCAUCAAAUUAAAGUGCUGGAUUUAGAAGCAAAAACUGUUUCUGUUUUCCCUAUCCUGAAUUCUUACUCUGCAGUUGAUGGUCCAACCCUAGAAAGGAAGGUGGCAAAACUACCAAAACUCCCUAGAUCUGCUCCAAAAAUUGAACUUUCCCCAUUGACUGUCUGCCCUGGCCAGACUCUUCAAUUUGGAUUAAGAUUGGUUCUUCCUGCAAAAGCAAAGCUGACGGAAGAAGCAGCCAGUUUCUGGUAUCUCACUGCUGAAGGCAAUGAAUGGCUGCUUCAAGGACAGACUCCAUUGGGGGAAAUAAAGGAUAUUUCUAAUCCAUCUGAAAUAUCACUGCUGAUUCCUUGCAGCUGUGGGUCAUUUCAAGUUAUACUAUCUAUCAAUGUAUUUCUCUAUUACUGUAGCGUAGACAACAGUGCCUGUAUGAUGAAAGGAAUCUUAUUCAGUCAGCCUUUACAAAUAGCUAAUACACACCAAGGUAGCCUAGCGCCAGUGGAGCUGACAUAUGUAUUUUAACCAACUAACCUUUCAAAUACAUCCAUAUGCUAUAAUUUAUUGAUGAAUAUUUUCAAACAAAAGCUUUCCUUCAGUCUCUUGUUCUUAGUGUUUAAUACCCAACUCAUUACUUUGAUGCUGCAUCUGUUGUUAAAAUGAAAUCACCACAGUGUCUACAUCUUUAUCAUUAGAAAUACAAAUUUCAUUGCCUUAUUAGGACCAAUUAAGUAAUCUGCUAUCAUUUGAACAUUGAUGGUUUCACAAUAGAAGCUAUAGUUUGAGUAGAAUGGUUUUGAAGUCUAAGGGUAAUCUUUUAUUGUAGCUACUGAAAAAAGAUGUUUUUCAACAUGAAAAUGGAAGGUACUGGUUAGUCCAAAAUUCAGAGCUAAGGGUCUGCUGAAUAAUUUGCAUAAACUUUCAGAUGACAAAGUAAAUUCUGCUGAAGCUCCAGAAACCAGCAUAUAGCCCUGUAAGCCCUGAUUGGCAAGGUUGGUGUUUAUAGUCAGAGAACUGUGCUUAUCAUCCUCCUUCACCCUCUCUUGCUCCUUAGGAAUGUGGGAAACAUUUAUAUAAAACACCUUAAACUUCCAGGUAAAAGUCAUCAGGGUAAAGAAAGCACCGACUGGUUGACUUGAAACUAUCUGUUAAUUAGGGUAACUGGGACUUUAUGCCCAUGGGGAGCAUGUACACACUGGAACCUCUUUUCCUAAGGAGGAGUAGCCAGUUCAGCUUGUCUUUACUUGGAGAUUGCUGUAACAAAGUGCUGGUUAGUAGAGCUUUCCCAUUGGCACCAUGCUAGCUAUCUACAUUUUUAACUGUGUUAUUUUAUACCAUAUUUCCAAAUACCUACAAAGGUGAUGGCACCUGAAUACCCUUUCACACCAAAGCUUAGUUUGAUUCAAGGAUCAUUCCACAUUUUGAUGUGCAUAGAUGCUCUCAGAGAACUUAUAUUACAGUUAUCAGCUGUUUCAUGUUUCCAUGAUAGCACUUAAAAGAAAUGUGUAUUUUAAAAUCAAUUCAAAAUAGGUAUUGUUUUCUAAUCAAAAAUGGUUCUAUUGCUUUAAUACAAUAUUCCUUAUAUGAGUACUGCCUUAUUCUGAAAAGGCAAAGUUAAUCCUUGAACACAGAUGCAUAUCCUCCUAAACUUUUGCUGAAAUAUUUGCACAGUGAUAGAAAAAUGUGUACAUUAUUGUUGAAGGAUCUGGUCAGCUGCUAUUAUGCAUAAUAAUAUUCAACUACUAGAAUAUUUACUAUGAUAGGCCAGACAGGUUUUAAUAAUCAGUGAAGAGUUUAUAUUGAUAAAUCCUUAUAUUUAUAUUUGUCCAUUAUUAAAAGCCAUUCAGAGUAAAUCUCUAAUAAUUUGGUCUUUUCAAGUUCUAACUGUUUGUUAUUAUUUAUUAGCCUUUUGAGGGGAAUUUUUAAAAGCCUAAAUAUUGUGACAAGAAUUUAGUGUAAAAACACUACAUUGAUGUAACAUUGUCUUUAAGCAAAUUGUUCUUUAAAAUGACCACCUUCCAACAUUCAAGAUGUGAUGGCAGUCCUCUGUGGUCAUCAGUAAGAACAGAGAAAUCUGGAGGUCUUUUCUGUAAAUUUUGAAAUUUUGAAAAAUGAACUUCUGUAUGCUGUUGAGGGAACUGUUAAAUAUGUUUCAGUGAA